AAGGAAACAAUACUCCCAUUGUGGGAGACGACUCUGACUCACAUACUGUGCGAGUUUUGCACCCGGUGUGGCAAUAUUGAGGAAACGAGCGACCGCCCCCAGCCGUCUAUAUCCAGAGCGUGACAGUGAGUGUCUUUCUCUACUAGUAUUUGAAUGAUCAAUCGAUCUUGUACAAACAUCUUCACACCAUUUCCACAACCGAUUGUUUAUUCUGCAAAGGAUUUCAUCAUUCACUCUCGGACAUUGAAUCUAUCAGAAUGGUCUUCUUCAUGGUGUUCGGUGACGACCUCAAGGUCCCGUUGUCAUACCAUUGGGGCUUGGACAUUUACGAAGCGUGCCCAACAUGUGUGCGUGCUCAUGAGCUCCGAACCUGCAAUGGUGAAACCAUCGUGACCUUUGAGCUCUGUGAAGAGCAUGCUGCUACAGAUGAGAAGACAUUCGACCUGACCAUGCUCAAUGAGAUCCGCCAUCUGGUGCACCCACUGUACUCAACCGUUCCCGACCCCAAGAUCUCCCGCAAGGACCUUCGAAAGAAUGUCAAAAUCACCACCAUGGAACCAAGUAACUGGUCCCGUCACCCAAGCAGACCCAAUCGCAAACUUACGGUGUCCGAUGAAAUCGAGUCUCUCCCACUCCCAACGAUCAAGUACGCCCAUGCUAAAGGCUGCAUCUACUCCGACGCGCCAGAUGUCGUGAUCAAGUCCGCCGACGCAGUCAAGGCAAUGGACGAGCACGCGAAGACCAGACUCGACAACAUUAACGCUCUUCUUGACGCUGGCGUCGAAUUUGUUGAUGUCGAUGCAGGUCACGACUUCAGCAAAAGCCGGAGCUCGUCUUCGUCUUCGGACAGAGACAUCGACCUUGCCGCGAUCUUUGCGCAAGCGGCACAACAGGAAGCUACUGAGAUCAUGCUCGCCGAGAAGAAGAGGUUGGAAGAGUGUCUCGCGACGAGCAGUCUUACCAAAGGCUUGUACUUCAAGCGGUGUAACGGCGUGUACAGGAAUGCACUGGACGAUGUUCUCGAACGUGCCAACGUCUCUGUGAAAGAGGCGAGCACUAACAGCACAAACUACGGCUACGCUCUUCACCCAGACACGACUGCUGCACUACCAUACAUUUUCCCCGGCAAGAAUGCGUCAGGAGGUCAUGCUGCGGAUGCUAAAGAGAUGAGCUACAUGUCCUUCCCUGCACCAGAGACGUUCAAGUUCACUACAGACAUUCUCAAGGGCCGCGAGGACAUGGUUCGUUCCGGCGCCGUGUCCGACACUGAUUUGUGCUGUACUUGCUGGAUCUUCCAUCGGCAGGAAAAGAGGGCCAGAGGACGGUAAACGAGAAAAGUCUGCUUGGAGACCCCCACGCAGCAUCACUGGUUAAAUGCGAGGAGAAACACUUACCAGUAUCUCAAACGAGGCGCGAAGAUCUACAGAAGUAAUCAUGGCUUGAGAAGCAAUUGGACUGAGCAUCUCAGCAAUCAAGCCGAUUUCAGAAUGCUGAUGUGGACUGCAAUCCAAUAUGUAAUCAGUCAGGCAAGCACGGCACCAUGGCUCCAGCUGAAAGAGUGUAUGGCCAUGGGAACCCAUUGCAAGGAAUUAGCUAUCCAAUUCCAUAGAAUCGAGUGGUUCA
Exophiala viscosa is the source of this 1623-nucleotide messenger RNA. RefSeq lists its product as uncharacterized. The coding region runs from base 258 to 1328 and encodes 356 amino acids. NCBI's taxonomy places the organism in Eukaryota, Fungi, Ascomycota, Eurotiomycetes, Chaetothyriales, Herpotrichiellaceae. The record is from RefSeq and is a predicted model, not a curated record. The transcript has 2 exons.